Chrysochloris asiatica (Cape golden mole) is the source of this 2636-nucleotide messenger RNA. RefSeq names its product solute carrier family 6 (neurotransmitter transporter), member 4 (gene SLC6A4). Gene Ontology annotation, molecular function: serotonin:sodium:chloride symporter activity; serotonin binding. The coding region runs from base 173 to 2065 and encodes 630 amino acids. NCBI's taxonomy places the organism in Eukaryota, Metazoa, Chordata, Mammalia, Afrosoricida, Chrysochloridae. The transcript has 14 exons. The record is from RefSeq and is a predicted model, not a curated record. Gene Ontology annotation, biological process: sodium ion transmembrane transport; serotonin uptake. Gene Ontology annotation, cellular component: plasma membrane; neuron projection.
AUUGCAGAAUAGCAAAUGGAUUAGCCACAGGAGCUGCUGGGAGUGUCAGGAAGAACGGUGAGCAGGCCCAACUCACCAUCCCAUCUCUAUAAAGCUCUAAGGAUUCCCAGGACUUAGAAUCCAGUUCAGGCCCUUGGCAGAUGGACACCAGUACCCCCUACUAACCAGCAGUAUGGAGACCAUGCCUUUAAACUCUCAGAAGGAGCUAUCAGCAUGUAAGGAUGGAGAAGAUUGUCAGGAAAAUGGAGUUCUACAGAAAGGUGUCCCUGCCCCAGGGGAUAAAGCAGAGCCUGGUCAAAUCUCCAAUGGGUUCUCAGCGGUUCCGAGCCCUGGUGCAGGAGACGACACCCAGCACUCCACCCCAGUAGCCACCACUGCCCUAGUGGCUGAGAUUCAUGGGGGGGAACGGGAGACCUGGGGCAAGAAGAUGGAUUUCCUGCUCUCGGUCAUUGGCUAUGCUGUGGAUCUGGGCAACGUUUGGCGCUUUCCCUACAUAUGUUACCAGAAUGGAGGAGGGGCAUUCCUCCUCCCCUACACCCUUAUGGCCAUAUUUGGAGGGAUCCCGCUCUUCUACAUGGAGCUUGCCCUGGGCCAGUACCACAGAAACGGAUGCAUUUCAAUAUGGAGGAAAAUCUGUCCUAUUUUCAAAGGAAUCGGUUAUGCCAUCUGCAUCAUUGCCUUCUACAUCGCCUCCUACUACAACACUAUCAUGGCCUGGGCGCUCUACUACCUCAUCUCCUCCUUCACGGACCAGCUGCCCUGGACCAGCUGCAAGAACUCCUGGAACACUGGCAACUGCACCAACUACUUCUUUGAGAACAACAUUACCUGGAGUCUCUACUCCACGUCCCCGGCUGAAGAGUUUUACACACGUCAUGUCCUGCAGAUCCACCGCUCUAAGGGACUCCAGGAUCUGGGGGGCAUCAGCUGGCAGCUUGCCCUCUGCAUCAUGCUGAUCUUCACUGUUAUCUACUUCAGCAUCUGGAAAGGCGUCAAAACAUCUGGCAAGGUGGUAUGGGUGACGGCUACGUUCCCUUACAUCAUCCUCUCUGUCCUGCUGGUGCGGGGAGCCACCCUCCCUGGAGCCUGGAGGGGUGUUCUCUUCUACCUGAAACCUAACUGGCAGAAGCUCCUGGAGACAGGGGUGUGGGUGGAUGCUGCUGCUCAGAUCUUCUUCUCUCUUGGCCCUGGUUUUGGGGUCCUACUGGCUUUUGCUAGCUACAACAAAUUCAACAACAACUGCUAUCAAGAUGCUCUGGUGACCAGUGUGGUGAACUGCAUGACGAGCUUUCUGUCGGGAUUUGUGAUUUUCACGGUGCUGGGGUACAUGGCAGAGAUGAGGAACGAAGACGUGUCAGAGGUAGCCAAAGAUGCAGGUCCCAGCCUCCUCUUCAUCACAUAUGCAGAAGCCAUAGCCAACAUGCCAGCAUCCACAUUCUUUGCCAUCAUCUUCUUCCUGAUGUUAAUCACCCUGGGCUUGGACAGCACGUUUGCAGGCUUGGAGGGGGUGAUCACAGCUGUGCUGGAUGAGUUUCCCCACAUCUGGGCCAAGCGUCGAGAGUGGUGUGUGCUUGGGGUGGUUAUCACCUGCUUUUUCGGAUCCCUGGUCACCCUGACUUUUGGAGGGGCCUAUGUGGUGAAGUUGCUGGAGGAAUAUGCCACGGGGCCUGCAGUCCUCACUGUCGUGCUUAUUGAAGCAGUUGCUGUGUCUUGGUUCUACGGAAUCACUCAGUUCUGCAGUGACGUGAAAGAAAUGCUUGGCUUCAGCCCUGGAUGGUUUUGGAGGAUCUGCUGGGUGGCCAUCAGCCCUGUGUUUCUCCUGUUCAUCAUUUGCAGUUUUUUGAUGAGCCCCCCACAGCUACGGCUCUUCCAAUAUAAUUACCCUCAUUGGAGUAUCAUCUUGGGUUACUGCAUAGGAACCUCAUCUUUCAUCUGCAUCCCUGUGUAUAUAACGUAUCGGCUGAUCACCACUCCAGGGACCUUUAAGGAGCGUAUUAUUAAAAGCAUCACUCCAGAAACACCAACAGAAAUUCCCCAUGGGGACAUCUGCUUGAAUGCUGUGUAACACACUUCUUUGUGAGGAACAUGGCUUCCCAAUAACCUCUUCCUCCAAUCCUGACCUUGUCACACCUCGCCUUCUCCCCUCUAAGUGAAUGAGUUUCCAGCUAAGCCUGACAACGGCAGGGUCUCCUUCAUAGAGACUCAGCUCCAAAAGACUACGGUGCCCAGACUCUCAUGGCUUCCAGCCGCUUCUUUCCAUGAAAUCUCCUGGACAUAUGACCACGUUGGACUCUAUCUGUGAUGCAGCUGAACUGCCUCAUUUUGGACGUGUGAGGGUGUGAUGGGCAGUUGAUGAUAAGCGUCCUAUCAUCUGUUAGGAUUAGGAUUAGAGUCAAGUCUGUGAAAAUCUCCUGUCUCAUUACUUGGUGUGAUCAUUGGUAUCUGACAUCUGUUGGCUUCUAAAGGUUUCACUGCUCAUGAAUGCAUAAACCACAUAGGAGAAAACAGGGAUGCUGUCUUGCUAGCAAUCUGUUUUUUGAGUAGCAUAGAAUUCUGUCGCUGGAAUCUACUAGAACCCUUUCUACCCGUGUGCUGCUGUGGAGUCAAGAGUGGAAGAUACUCGUUUAAGAAGCUAA